Messenger RNA from Linepithema humile (Argentine ant), 2104 nucleotides. RefSeq lists its product as uncharacterized. NCBI's taxonomy places the organism in Eukaryota, Metazoa, Arthropoda, Insecta, Hymenoptera, Formicidae. The record is from RefSeq and is a predicted model, not a curated record.
UAUGUGCACUGUGUGCACUGUGCAGUGGUGUUACAGUGUCGUAACUAUUAGCUCUAUGCGUGUUCGUGUUCACAGUUACUCGUAAUCAUUCGUAAUUUAUCAUAAUUUGCGUAUACAAUGUAUAACAUGCGGUCGUGUAGCCACAUUGUAAUGCUACAAAAAGAAAGAACAUAAAUACAUAAAAAGCGCGUUCACCAGAAAAGUCAAGUCUUCGCCAAGUCACGCAAUCGUAUCGGACUGCGACGCGUAGCACAUUUUCAACGCGCAAUACACAGUUGUGACUUUUUUUGAGCUGAAAGCAUCGAGAUUCGAGAUUCAGUCUUUCAAUCAAGCGAUUUUAACCUGUACAAUUGGAACGCGAAGCAGUUAAAGCGAAAGAAUUGCGUACAUUUUGCGGUAGGACAUGCCAGACAGCGGAGCCGUCUAUCAACCGACCACCGUCGGCUACAUGUAUGACAGCCGAGGAGACAGCACCGGUGGCAGCGGUAGACUUAGGCAUGGCUUUUGGCGUAUUAUGUCUAGACACAAGCUCAGCUCCAGAAAGUGGCUUGAAUGGGUACUGCUGUCGGUCGCGCUCUGCUUCUUCGUCGCCGGCCUUACGACUAUGCUGGUCAGCCUCAUCUCUGCGGAUGAUUCGACGCAGACGAAUCAUGCACCGCAGGUAAAACUGGACGAACAUACAACAGUGGCUACAGAUGUGCAGCAGCAUGCUGAGGAUGCGGGGAAAAGUUGCAUAGCGUUAGGUGCUGGAAUGAUGCUGGUCGGUAUACUGCUCAGCUUUAUUUGGGCAUGGUUGAGCUUUUUCAGUCGUAGCAAAUCGCCAAGGAAUGGCAUAACAGGUGGCAGUGGUCAGAUGUUGGGCGGUUUGAAUCCAUCGACUGACUUGCUGGUGGGUUCCACUUCGCAGUACGGGCCAGUACUCACAGAGGUGCCGAGCCAGUUGAAGAUGAAACAAGCCGGCUCACACGACGCGCCAGCUGUGCCGCUCUCUGAUCAAGAGGAAGAGACACACACGCUAAUGCAGGACUCGGCAAGCCCACCGUCUGUCUCUGUUGAAUCUAACACCAUCGCUAAUCAAAUCCCAGGUUAAGUAAAGUUUAAUCAGUCGCUCUCUUAUGCGAGUGAGAGCACACAAGGGGAUUUUGUUUUGAUUUUAUAAAUCUUUUAACGUGUUUCGAAAAGUUUAUUACAAUUUUGUGGAUUGCAAUCUUGCAAAUUAUCUAGUUUAUUUAGCGACUAAAUGUCGCUCUUUUCGACUUUUUAAAAGUCAUGUUAUUCAUGUCUCACUGGCAUCUUUGUGACUUAAAAUGUGACUUUUAUACUUUAAAUUAUUUUUUUUUAGAUUUUUUAUGUUGCAAUUUAAAAAUAUUUAUUUGGACAAGCACAAAUGCAAUUUAAAAGAGAGUUGUAGUAUAUUUAGGCGUUUGUAUAUUUUUUUUGGCUGCUUAUACAUUCCUCCACUCCGUCCAUUAUCAUUAUUAAUACGUUAAGUGAGCAUUGGAUCCAGAUAGAAAAAAAUAUAUUGUAUUCUGAGAUUUCUGAGAGAGACAUUUAUGUUAUGACUAUGUGUGAUUACGUCUCAAUGAUAAUCAUUUUUGAUAAUAAUUUUUAUGUCAAAAGCACAACACAUGCUACAUAAUAUCUUUUAAUUUAUGUUUAUAUUAUUAAAAAAACGUGCGCGCGUGCAUGCUUGGGCAGUUCUGCAAUCUAGGCACAAUGAAAUCAUCUUGAUGUGUUUGCAAUAUUGAUAUGUGAAUAUUGAAAAGUAUAACAUAUCAAUUAGUAUACAUCAAGUAAUCAAUUAGUAUACAUCAAUAAAUCUAAGUUAGUAAUAGUGACAACACAGAUAUUAUUGACAAUAUUAUAUAUUUCUCUUAUUAUAUUUUUUUUAAAUAAGUCAAUAAUUGCCACUGUAAUUAAUACACAAAAAUAUUUAUGUAUAUAUAAAUAUGUAUAAAACGUAGGGCAAAACAUGUGCAAUUUAGGAAAUGAUUGGCUUAAGAUAUUUAGGAUAUUUUUGAGCAAGUGCAUUUUUCAUUGUUUUAAUUUACCAAGGAAAUUUUAUUUCGUGUUUCUAUUUGACUUGUAAUAUAUAUAAAUAUGA